UAAAAGGAAAAAUGCAAACUCUUCAAAAAAUAAAUACGAAGCGAGCAUUCCGCAAUUUGCAACAAAUAAUAAUAAAAUCAGUUAGUCACGCAAAGACAUUUAAUUCAUGCCUAGCCUGAACAGCGCGCACCCCUCGUUACAUCGGAAGCGGAGUCAUCGGUAGCGAGUGUCCUUGGUAGCACGACGUCAAUGAAAUUUAAUAUUCAGUCCACCAUAACCCAGUUCUCGUAAUAUGAGCGUUUAUAAAAAGUUGCAAGUACGGUAUCCCUCAGAACGAAACGGAGGGCGAAUGUACUCGUAGUACCAUUUGCCAGCCCGUCGCCACCGCACAAAUUUAUAAAGCUUUCGCUUUUAAAAGAAGAAACGUGUGCCUUUAAAAUGAAAUAGAUGUUUGUUUUACGAUGAGCCUAUUUGUUGACUUGCGGCAAAUUAGAUCUUCAGUAACGAACUUAUCAGAGAUGGUUGACAAAAUAUCAACCUCGGUGUGCAAAGAUAAACUUCACAAGGAACGAAAAAAAAGUGUGGAUUCUGCUCUGUAUGGUGGCUCUAUAUAUAAGCCGACUACAUUAGGAUUCGGAGUGCGGUUUUCACAAAGCCAAGAAGAUAUAUUCAACGAUAUGCCUUCAUCUAGAUUACGCAGCCACAUGUCUCUUCCGAAUUUAGGCAAAAGUGAAAAUAAAACAGCGUCACCGAGACCCAAGAUUGUGGAAAUUGAGGAUGAAAAUAAUUCUAAUGGAAAUAAAAAUCUCAUUCAAAUAUCUUCUGAAAACAUCCACGAUUGGAUAGUCGCAUCCCUGAAUAAGAGACCUCAUUUUGAUGAUAGUGGACACACACACCCUAUGGACUUUUUAGAGAGCGUCAAAUAUUACAUUUCUGAAUUAAAUAUGGGAAGGGAGAAGAAGCUCAAUUUUAUUUUAUCGUGCCUAGAAGGACUGCCACUGAUGUGGGCACGUUGUUUCAGGAAUGAAUUUGAAAAUGUUGAAGAAUUUUAUGAAGCCUUCGAACAGGAGUUCUGGGGUCCUGACAGACAGAAAUCUAUUCUAUAUGAUAUGAAAUUAGGGAAAUAUGACGAAAAGAAAUCGCGAAUGAGCAUGUCGGAAUACUUCCUUUAUAAAGUGUCAAAUUACAAACAUUUGACUCCCCCUCCUUCUGAUUUGGAGAUUGUUUACUCUUUAGCUGCACAUUUCCCUUCUGCUGUCGAGCUAGAAUUGCGCCUGACACCGAAACCUACAUUACGGGAGGCAUACAGUUUGCUCCGUCGAAGGGAAGGCGAGGCGAAUGACUUUCUGCCUAAUUACUUGUACGACAUGUGCGAAGCAUUUCACCGCGGCUCACGGCCAGAAUCUGCGCGACGACCCGAAGACCAACCGAAUUCUAACAGCGUGGAUGAGAAAAAUAAACGAUCAAAAUAAUGUUCAUUACAGAUUGUUGAAUUA
Maniola jurtina (meadow brown) is the source of this 1436-nucleotide messenger RNA. RefSeq lists its product as uncharacterized. The transcript is spliced from 2 exons. The coding region runs from base 402 to 1412 and encodes 336 amino acids. Lineage: Eukaryota; Metazoa; Arthropoda; Insecta; Lepidoptera; Nymphalidae. The record is from RefSeq and is a predicted model, not a curated record.